AUGACUAAUGAAUCACUUGAAAACAUAUCAAGUAUGUCUGAUUAUGAUUAUUUAAUAAAAUUUCUUGCAUUAGGAGAUUCAGGUGUCGGGAAGACGUCUUUCCUUCAUCGGUACACAGAUAAUACAUUUACAGGACAAUUUAUUUCAACUGUUGGAAUUGAUUUUAAGGAAAAAAAAGUUGUCUAUAAAUCUGCACGUGGAGGUUUUAAUACCAGAGGACAACGUGUUCUUUUACAAUUAUGGGAUACAGCAGGACAGGAAAGAUUUAGAUCUCUUACAACAGCCUUCUUCCGUGAUGCUAUGGGAUUUAUUUUAAUUUUUGAUAUUACAAAUGAACAAAGUUUUUUAAAUAUUAGAGAUUGGCUUUCACAAUUAAAAAUUCAUGCAUAUUGUGAAACUCCUGAUAUUAUUUUAUGUGGAAAUAAGGCUGAUUUAGAGAAUAGGAGACAAGUUUCAACUGCUAGAGCCAAACAAUUGGCGGACCAGUUAAAUCUUCCAUACUUUGAAACAUCAUCUUCCAUGGCAACAAAUGUUGACAAAGCAGUAGAAUGUUUAUUGGAUAUGGUUAUGCAUCGUAUUCAGGCUACAGCUGAUGGUGAAUUUUUACCAACUGAAUAUGUAGGUGGUAAUGGUAGGAUAACAAUAGAUGAAUCUUCAGCUCCAGGUUUAAAUAAUUAUUGUGCUAAUUGCUGA
Messenger RNA from Strongyloides ratti, 693 nucleotides. RefSeq names its product EG:80H7.4 protein. Gene Ontology annotation, biological process: positive regulation of exocytosis; melanosome transport. Gene Ontology annotation, molecular function: GTP binding; GTPase activity. The record is from RefSeq and is a predicted model, not a curated record. The coding region runs from base 1 to 693 and encodes 230 amino acids. The transcript is spliced from 3 exons. Gene Ontology annotation, cellular component: secretory granule; melanosome. Lineage: Eukaryota; Metazoa; Nematoda; Chromadorea; Rhabditida; Strongyloididae.